AUGCAUUCCGCUGCUCUUCUGUCUCUCCUCGCCGCUGUCCCUACAGCAAUGGCUUGCCUGGGCUACGAGGGUGGUCUUCCUAAGUCCACCGGUACCAAGAGUCUCAGCGCACCCCGGUACCUCAAGAAGGGCGAAGUUUUUGAUGCUGGUUGGGUCAAAUACGACCGUGGUGUCAAGUGUGGCGGCCAGAAGGAGGGAGGCGAGAAAGACACUGUCUUUGUUCUGGAAGAUGGCGCUACGCUAAAGAACGUCAUUAUUGGUGCCAACCAAGGUGAAGGUAUCUACUGCAAGGGCAGCUGCAACCUCGAAUUUGUUUGGUUCGAGGAUGUCUGCGAGGAUGCCAUUUCCAUCAAGGGUGAUGGAACUGCCAACAUCAUCGGUGGUGGUGCCUACCAUGCCUCUGAUAAGGUCAUCCAGCAUAACGGAUGUGGCCACGUUAACAUCAUCAACUUCUAUGCUGAGGACUACGGCAAGGUCUAUCGCUCUUGCGGUAAUUGCAAGAACAACUGCGCCCGUUCCGUUCAUAUGGAGGGUGUUACUGCCAAGAAGGGUGGUGAGCUUAUUGGCAUCAACCCUAACUUGGGCGACAAGGCUACCUACUCCAACAACUGCUUCCCCAAGGUUCAAUGCCAAGCGUACGACGGCUGCGAUAAGUCCAAGGGCGAUUGCGAGGCUAAGAAGAAGGGUACCUGUUAA
Molecule: messenger RNA, 696 nt
Organism: Clonostachys rhizophaga
Lineage: Eukaryota; Fungi; Ascomycota; Sordariomycetes; Hypocreales; Bionectriaceae
Source: the annotation of a GenBank genome assembly